AAAGCAAACUUGUUGAAAUAAACAAAUAUCGAUUGCAGCUAUGGGUUCAAUGAAUAACCAAAAUGCAAUGGAGCUCUUUGAGGGUCAAGCUCUUUUGUACAUGCAGCUACAAGGCCACCUAAGAACUACGUGUCUUAAGUGGGCUGUCCAACUUGGUAUUCCAGACAUAAUACAGAACCAUUCCAAACCCAUUACUCUUUCUAACUUAGUCUCUACUCUCCAAAUUCCACCAUCUAAGGCUUGUUUUGUGCAGCGGUUCAUGCGCUUUUUGGCACACAAUGGAAUAUUUGAUAUCCAUGAGAGACAAGAAGAUCAUGAACCAACAUAUGCUCUCACCUCUGCUUCAAAGCUUCUUGUCAGUGGCAGUGAUCACUGUUUAUCUCCAAUGGUUCUGUUGAAAACUGAUCAACUUCUGACGAGUACAUUCCAUCAGUUGGGGGAAUGGACUCGUGGGGAGGACGCCACAUUAUAUGAGACAGCCUUCGGAACAAACAUUUGGGAAUUUUUUGAGAAAACACCUGCAUAUUUUAGUCUCUUCAAUGAGGCUAUGGCAAGUGAUUCCCGAAUGGUAGACUUGGCACUCAAAAAUUGCACUUCAGUUUUUGAGGGGCUCGAUUCCAUGGUGGAUGUUGGUGGUGGAACUGGAACCACAGCCAGAAUUAUCUGUGACGCAUUUCCUAAGUUGAAAUGUGUUGUGUUCGACCUUCCUCACGUUGUAGCAAACUUGCUAGGAACCAAUCAUUUAAGUUUUAUUGGUGGUGACAUGUUCAACUCUAUCCCUCAAGCUGAUGCAGUGCUACUAAAGUGGAUUUUACAUAACUGGAAUGAUGAAAAUUGCAUAAAGAUCCUGGAAAAGUGUAGAGAUUCUAUUUCAAGCAAAGGCAACAAAGGAAAAGUGAUCAUCAUAGAUGCAGUAAUAAAUGAAAAGCUAGACGACCCGGAUGUGACUCAAGCAAAGCUUGGUUUGGAUAUAAUUAUGUCUGCUAUGAAUGGGAAAGAGCGAAGUGAAAAAGAAUGGAAACAAGUGUUCAUGGAAGCAGGAUUCAAACACUACAAAAUAUUUCCCAUCUUUGGUUUCAGAUCUCUGAUUGAGCUUUAUGCUUAAAUAUGUUUAUCAUGUGUGUAUCGUACUAAACGUGUUAUAUAUAUGUUUUUACAUGCAUCCUUAGACAUUGUUGUAAUGCAUUUAAUAGCUUGCAUGUUGUGAGUUGGAUAAAACUAAGAUGGUAUUGUCAACUUCUGGUGGAAUUAUAUUAUGUUCCUCACCUGUUAAACUUAAAUAUUUUGUGUAUCGAUUUCUCAUUAUUAUUUGGUCAAAAUAAAUUGAAUGAACAUGUAAUGGAUUUAAAAGUAUA
Messenger RNA from Glycine soja, 1355 nucleotides. Its product is annotated as isoflavone-7-O-methyltransferase 6-like. The record is from RefSeq and is a predicted model, not a curated record. Lineage: Eukaryota; Viridiplantae; Streptophyta; Magnoliopsida; Fabales; Fabaceae. Gene Ontology annotation, molecular function: S-adenosylmethionine-dependent methyltransferase activity; protein dimerization activity; O-methyltransferase activity. The coding region runs from base 41 to 1105 and encodes 354 amino acids. Gene Ontology annotation, biological process: methylation. The transcript is spliced from 2 exons.